UUUCUCAACACUUGUAUAUCAUGGAUCGAACACCCCAUGUAGCUCUUCUACCAAGUCCAGGUAUGGGCCAUCUCAUCCCUUCCAUUGAAUUUGCCAAGCAACUCGUCCACCACCACCACUUCUCCGCCACCAUCCUCAUCCCCUCCGCCGCACCACCCACCACAGCCCAAAAAACAGUCCUCCAAAAACUCCCCAAAACCAUCCACCACAUCUUCCUCCCACCUGUUCAAUUACCUGAUGACCCCCUCAGUGUUACUUCCCAAAUCUCCCUCACAGUCACUCUCUCUCUUCCCUCUAUUAAACACACUUUAGCUUCAUUAUCCACGAGUACCCGGUUGGUUUCUCUCAUCGUCGAUCCAUUCGGCAUCGACGCCGUCGAUGUAGCCAAGGAGUUCGGCGUCUUGCCGUACUUGUUCUUCCCUUCAUCAGCCAUGUCAUUGCUGUUUUGCCUUCAUUUGCCGAAGAUCGAUGAGACGGUUACGGGCGAGUACAGAGACCUACCUGAACCGAUACAAUUACCUGGUUGUGUACCAGUUCACGGUACAGAUCUCCCAAACCCGGUUCAAGACCGGUCAAACAAAGCAUACAAGGGACUCAUUGAGAGUUUAAAGCGAUAUGGUUUAGCCGAGGGCAUAAUUGUGAAUACCUUCGUGGACAUGGAAGAUGGAGCUAUAAAAGCUUUGUUGGUGGACGAGCCGGGCAAGCCGCCAGUUUAUCCGGUCGGACCGCUUAUCCGAACCGGUUCAAGCGUUGGAUUAGAACGGUCCGAGUGUUUGAAAUGGUUAGAUGAUCAGCCAAGUGGGUCAGUAGUGUUUGUAUCAUUCGGAAGUGUUGGGACUCUCUCUCAUGACCAACUCAAUGAGUUAGCAUUGGGUUUGGAACUGAGUGGCCAAAGAUUUUUGUGGGUUGUGAGAAACCCUAGUGACAAUGCUAGUGCUGCAUUUUUCAAUGCACAUAACCAAAAUGACCCUUUUAGCUUCUUGCCAGAAGGGUUCUUGGAGAGGACACAAGGCCGAGGCCUAGUGGUGCCGUCGUGGGCACCGCAAACGGAGGUGUUAAGCCACCGUGCCACAGGUGGAUUUUUGACCCAUUGCGGAUGGAACUCGACUCUGGAGAGCACUGUCCACGGUGUGCCUCUAAUCGCUUGGCCACUCUUUGCAGAGCAAAAGAUGAACGCGGUGAUGCUAACAGAGGGUUUGAAGGUAGCAUUGAGACCAAAAAGUCAUGAAUCAGGGUUGGUGGGACGGGAAGAGAUUGCAGAAGUUGUGAAAAGUCUUAUGGAAGGAGAAGAUGGGAAGGAAGUUCGCCGGAGAAUGAGGGGACUCAAGGAUGCUGCUGCGAAGGUCUUGAGUGAUGAAGGAUCUUCUGCAAAAUCACUAUCUGAUUUGGCUUUCAAGUUGAAAAAUCAAUUGAAAAUUUGACUUCAAAUCAAUUAUUUUAUUUAUUUAUAUAUUUAUUUUUUAAAGCUCGGCUCAUUUUAUUUUGUUCUAUUCUGUUUUUCUUAUUUGUCUUAAUUUUCAGCUUUUUAAUCUGUUGGCAAUCCCAUAUGAUUUGUAUUAUGUAAUAUAGUUGGUGUUGGAAAAGUUACCAUGUUGAGUGGGUCACCUUAGAAGGAAUUAGGAGUUUCUUUUUUCCCGUCUGGAUUUUGGAAGUUUUAUAUUGUUAAUUAUGAGUUUCGUUUUAAUAAUUUAAAUUAUUUAUUUUGUUUGAUGUUU
Camellia sinensis is the source of this 1715-nucleotide messenger RNA. The record is from RefSeq and is a predicted model, not a curated record. NCBI's taxonomy places the organism in Eukaryota, Viridiplantae, Streptophyta, Magnoliopsida, Ericales, Theaceae.